AUGGCGCCGAACGAAGCAGCCAACAACCAGGGAGGACAGCGGACUACAGCGUCCGUUGCACCACCUGCAACAGCAACGCCUACCAAUGAGCAACUCAUGGCGAUGGUGAGCCAGCUCCAGGAGCAGCUCGUCACCCUGAACAACCGCUCAGCACCGGUAGUCAAACCACCAAAGCCUGCAUUCUUUGAAGGAGCUCGAACUCAGCUUCGAAGCUUCCUGACUCAAAUGGAAAUGCAACUUCGCAUCAUUCGCUGCUCCGAGGAAGCAGACAAAGUUAUUUAUACAUCUACCUACUUAAGGGGACAGGCAUUCAACUAG
Messenger RNA from Penicillium verhagenii, 318 nucleotides. RefSeq lists its product as uncharacterized. Bases 1 to 318 code for a protein of 105 amino acids. NCBI's taxonomy places the organism in Eukaryota, Fungi, Ascomycota, Eurotiomycetes, Eurotiales, Aspergillaceae. The transcript has a single exon. The record is from RefSeq and is a predicted model, not a curated record.